Molecule: messenger RNA, 1896 nt
Organism: Cydia amplana
Lineage: Eukaryota; Metazoa; Arthropoda; Insecta; Lepidoptera; Tortricidae
Gene: sstn
Exons: 1
Coding region: 149-1840 (563 amino acids)
Source: RefSeq, a predicted model, not a curated record
UGGAUCAAAAUGGCUACGCGUGUUGUGUCAUUGCGUUAAAAUUUACGUUCUUCUUUGUUUAUUUUAAGUUAAUCAGCGAUUUUAGUUUAUUUCUGUGUUGAAAUAUACCUUCACUAAUGUUUUGUGUUUGUGAAUUUACGUUUUGAAUAUGGGUACAAGCACGAUGGGUAGCGAUCUACACUCAGAUAAGCAGGACAAGUUAUUGAAAUUGCAAGCUAGAAAGAAAGAAUUAGAGCAGCUUUUAGCCACAAAGAACGAGGAAUUGUAUAAACUAUGUGUUCAAGAAGUUCAACUAACAGGAAUCAUGCCACCCGAGGCGCCCUUGAGCCCCGAAGUGCCGAGAGAGAGACUAAACAGUGUACGUAGUACUGAUAGGUCAACUGAUGGCAAUGACGUCCAAGACGGCUCAGACAAUACUUCCAGACGUCUCCGAAUGGCUCCAGGAGAGCGUUUGCACGAUUCAGAUCAGAAUCUACGCAAAAACCUCACGCACAGACUUUCUACGCCAUCGAUAUCUGGUAUGUCGACGAAAAGUGCACACCCAAGACUUAUACGGCGUCCGGAGACUAGCUGUUCUAAUUUCUUUCCGUCCCCGCCUCAGGAAAGGAAUCCAGAGACUUUUUCAAUGCACACUUCUCACACCUAUCCAGCAUUAGCAGGAAGACAUGAACCAAUGACUGAGAACAUGCACAGUGAUGUCAAUCAGCCUCCUGGGUACAGACACCACACUAUGACCACUGAGUAUAUGAAUAAAAUUUACUAUAACAAUGCUCCCGAGGCUCACAAUGUUACUCGUCUACGGGAGACACAUUUCAGCUCAAGCCAUCCUGAUAUUACUACCCACUACACUCACACCACAGCUGCUCCACAGCCAAUGGCACAACAGAAUGGUAUGAGAAAUAAUGCUCUCUUAUAUCAGUAUGCAUCUCAUCUGAAGGCCCAGAGCCAACAUUUGGCAGCUCUUCCUCAUCACCACCAAAUGCAAGUUCAAUCUAAUUCUAAAAGAAGACCCGAGGGUAGCCGGAGGAACACAUUGCAGCGCACACAGACCUACCAUUUAACAUCACAUAGCGAUUACAAUCAACACUUUGAGAAUAUUAUGGAUCCUCACAGGCCCCCCUUGCCUAUGUACCAACACCGAUCUCAGCCAGAUAUUCAAGAGCAGCCUACUGAUAGAAUACAUGUGCCUACAGAAAGGCCAACUGUACCUAAUACCUUGCCUUUGCGUGAAAGAAAUGCCAGACCUAUGCACAUGCCCCUACAAGUAUCUACUGAUGAAUAUAUGCAUGAAAGAAGAGGCUAUCCUGAUGCACUGAGCCCUGUCAGUCAGUUAUCAGGAUAUUCUCAAGGAAAUUUUGACUCGGUCAGUAUGAAUAAAUUUUCACCCCUAUCUCAAGAUUCUAAAGUCCGAGAGAAGCAGUGGUAUGAAACCUCAUUGGACUCGCCAACAAAAGCCGAGGCACCUUUACUAAAGAAGAGUUCCAGCCUCAAAAGGACUUCAAGUAUAGGUAACUCCCAAACUUACGAGAUAAUGAUUUCCACUGGCCGCCAUUCUGCUAUGCAGAGCCCUAAUCAGUCCCACAGUCCCUCCGUACUAUCACCCACCUCUUCUACCUUAGAAUCUCCUAAGAACUUGACAGUCAUAGAGCAAGGUAAAUGCAUACCCUACAGGGAGGAGACGAAGCCUUUUGAGAUGUCAGACUUUUAUAAAUACUCAACUAAGUUCCGGCAAGCAGGGCCCCCGAAGACUCAGCCUGCACCGAUGCACACGGGGUACAACAAGUUACCUAUGGAGUUACCGCAGUAUGCGCAGGAGCAUUGGCAGGGACAAAGCAACUAAAGAAAGGUUUUUUUUUAACCCAGUUGAUGAGAUCAGGCUGAAGUUUUGGAUCAUCA